Messenger RNA from Cavenderia fasciculata, 918 nucleotides. RefSeq names its product deoxyguanosine kinase. Gene Ontology annotation, biological process: mitochondrial electron transport, NADH to ubiquinone. The transcript has 3 exons. The coding region runs from base 1 to 918 and encodes 305 amino acids. Lineage: Eukaryota; Evosea; Eumycetozoa; Acytosteliales; Cavenderiaceae. The record is from RefSeq and is a predicted model, not a curated record. Gene Ontology annotation, cellular component: cytoplasm.
AUGUCACAACAACAUAAAGAUGAUGAUUACGAUGGCACAAAGGGAUUAGAAAUGGCAAAUAUCAUUAUAUUGGAGGGUAAUAUCAGUGCAGGAAAGACCUAUCUUUGCAACAAACUUGGCGAGUUAUUAAACUACAAAGUAUUCCUUGAACCAACAACUACCAACCCAUUUCUAGAACAAUUCUACAAAGAACCUUCAAAAUAUGCAUUGGAAAUGCAAUUAUGGUUACUCAACCAAAGGUAUCACACUUAUAAAGCUGCUUUGACUUAUUGCUCCAAUAAUAUAGGUAAUAAUAAUAAUACUAGUAACAAUAAUAUAGAUAUAGAUAAUAUAGAUAUAGAUAAUAUAGAAAUAGAUAAUAUAGACAAACAAGAACAAUCCAACCAAAAAGCCUCUGCUGGUGUUAUAUUAGAUCGAUCUGUAUUCAGUGAUUGGGUGUUUGCAGAGAACUGUAGAAGGGAAGGAUUGAUAUCUUCCGAAGGAUUUUCUAAAUAUUCAGAUAAAAGGAAACAAUUAAUAUCAACCAUUGAAAUACCUCACACAACAAUCUAUCUCUCAGUAGAGCCAUCCGAAUGCCAAAGAAGAAUACAAUCACUGAGAAAAAGGGAAUGCGAGCAAUCCAUCCCAUUGUCCUAUUUAGAAGGAUUGGAUUCAUGUUACCAAGUUUUUUUAGAUGAAAUGAAGCAAAGAGGAUCAAAGGUUUUGGUUGUAGAUUGGAAUCGUUUUGGUGAUGCUUCCGAUUUGAUCAAACAAUUGGGAAUUUCCUCUGACAAUGGCAAGCUCAAAUACAAAUCAAUCAAGAAUAUUAAUGGUGACGGCGAUGAUGAUGAUUUUCAAGAUCGAAAUAAAAGUGAAUUAGAUUUCUUGAAACUUGAGAAUCACAGAUCCACCAUCUCCAUAACAAAUAAUCAACAAUAA